Molecule: messenger RNA, 3302 nt
Organism: Rotaria sp. Silwood2
Lineage: Eukaryota; Metazoa; Rotifera; Eurotatoria; Philodinida; Philodinidae
Source: the annotation of a GenBank genome assembly
ACCAAAAUGUUUAUCUUGCUGAGAUCUAUUGAUCUAUAUAGUUUCCAAAGUGGUCCCUGGAAAAAAGUUCGAUGAGCCGAUUUGUGGUCUUAUGAGCCCCCCUCUUUUUCAUACUUAAAAUUCAAGAUUUCUUUGUAAUUAUGUUUUAUAAAAUAGAGAUAAUUAACCUAAUUAAUGGAAUUUUUUCAGCAAUAUCAUGGUCGAAAACAUCACGUCUAUCUGUAAGUUAGCGGCGUAACUAGAACAGUGGCGCCCCGCUGACGGUGGUAGGGCAGUGGAAGGUGGCGUCACUCUUUUUUUGCUUAUAAAUUUGUAGCAGAGUGUUAUGAAGAUCUGGAAUUGCUAUCGUAAUUUCGCCCUAACAUGUACUAUAUCUGGGGAAACUCUCCAGUCUUCGUAUCAUUUAGUUAAAAAGUUAUAAGCAAAAUAAUAGUGGCGCCACCUUCCACUGCCCUACCACCGCCAGCGGGGCGCCACUGUUCUAGUUACGCCACUACUGUAAGUGAGAAAUCCACUUUUCUCACUCUAAUACUUCAACAUUAAUUUCCAUUUGUGUUUUCCGAAAAAAAAAUUAAGAUUCGAUUAGCUUCAUCAUAAAUCAUAGGAAGAACCCUCGAUAUGAAUUAAUAAACAAGAAAAUUCGAACUGCUGAGGUUUGUGCUAAUGACUUUAUUUAUAAGAAAUCUUUGUUAUUGACGAUACUUCCUAUUACGUAUGACCUACCUCUUGGUUUUUCAGCUUAGAAGUAUUUGAUCCCAUUGUUGAUACGUGGUUGAUUCACUUACAUCUCAUAUAUUCACAACCAUAGGUGAAAUUCAGAAGGAAGUGCUUAAUCGAUAAAUUUUUUUGUUAAAUGUCGUAGGUUAAUAGAAUAGUAUUAUCUACAAUAGAAAUCUGUCUACUUAUCUAUGCACGUGCUGUUCUUUUUACAUAAAAGCACACUACUGUGUCAUAGUGGAAAAAUACAAGGGAAAGUAACUCUGAGUAAUGUGUUACAUAUCUCAGUUAUGCAAAGGUUGAAUAUAAAGAUACGACUUGCAAACAGUAGAAAAUUCCAACAAGUUUCUUAUCAAUUCAAUCUUGUGAAAAUAAAAUUGAGUAGAGAUAAGCGGUACUGCUGAAAGUGUGUGGGUGUGAAUCUUUGAAUUGUCUAUACCCACAUCUGCAUCUACCCUAAUAUAUGAUGAACAAACUAUCAUUCCUUUUUCUUUUGCAUGCUGACAAGAGUAUAGCUGUACAUAUUUUAAUAUUCAACGUAAAGAAAAUCCUAGUCGAAUAUCUUGUAAGCAAGAUCUUGAGAAGAUUCUAAAAAGACAGUUUGUUUGUGUAUACCUUGGAUGUGCCAGAUAAGUCUGUGCUUAAGAUCUUGUUAAGAUCAUGGAGACUAUAUCAUUCCCUAUUAUCUUCGCACAAGAUCUUGAAAAAAACAAAAAGCGCUAUUAUUAACUUAUUGGUUACAGGGUGUGGGUGUGGGUGUGGGUGUGUGGGUGUGGGUGUUGGUGUGUGGAUGUGGGUGUGGGUGUGGAUGUGGGUGUGGAUGUGGGUGUGGGUGUGGGUGUGGGUGUGGGUGUGGAUGUGGGUGUGGGUGUGGAUGUGGGUGUGGGUGUGGGUGUGGGUGUGGGUGUGGGUGUGGAUGUGGGUGUGGAUGUGGAUGUGGGUGUGGGUGUGGAUGUGGGUGUCAAAGAGGCCUUCUCAACAACGCCCACACCCCACACACCCACACCCAUCCACACCCACAACCACACCCACACCCACACCCACACCCACACCCACACCCACACCCACACCCCACACCCACACCGCACCCACACCCACACCCACCCCACACCCCACCCACACCCACACCCCAUUCUUAUCAUAGAGGACACUAAUUUCAUGCAAAAUAGAGAUUAUUUUUAAUGUGACUGCUUCGUUUAAUAACAAAAGCUAAAGUCAACACAAAUAUACAAUCUUUAUUUUUCUUUUAUUGUAUUUGCACAUCUUUGUAAUAAAAUUCCUGGUUCAUUGACGGUUUUGUUUGCUCGCCUUGUAAAUCAUCAUGUGGCAAAUGUUGGACAAGAAAAAGCAACAAAGAUUUGUUUACUAUUAAGCAAUAUAUAUUAUGUAGAUUGAAAAUAGAAAAUUGACAUCAAUAACCACAUUUAUAGAUGAAAGAUUGUUGAAAGGUGGAAAAUCAAUUAAAAUCGAUACCGAUGAAUUGAAGCAGAAAACUAUUGGUCUCUAUUUCUCGUGAGUAUGACCUAUUUGAUUUUGUAAAUUCGUUAUGAAAAUAUAAGAGUUUGCUUUUUCUAGUGCCCAAUGGUGUAAUCAAUGUCGAAAUUUGACAUCAAAAUAGGCUCAAGUAUACAAUGAUUCGUUAACUAAAAAUAACAAUUUGUUAUUUGAUAUAAUAUUUAUUUCAGCUGAUAAUGAUCAAGAAUCAUUCGAUGAAUAUUAUCAAGAUAUGACAUGGAAAGCAAUUCCUUUUCAGAGCAAAUAUCUGACUUUAUAAUAAAUAAAAAAGAUAGUUCUCUUCGGUCUUUUGAUGUGGUUAAGUAAUCUUUUCUUUAUUAUAUCAUAUAGAUCGUGAGCGAGCAAAAUACCUCAAUAACCGUUACCAAAUUCAAGAUAUUCCAACGUUAAUUAUCCUUAAACCUGACAGUGAAAUAUUAACAUUAAAUGGUGAUGAAGAGUUUGAAUCAACGAAUACGAUAGAAGAAUGGAUGAAAGGCGAAACAAUAUUUUGGACACAAGAACCACAAAACAGCGAUGAUCAUGUUUGGGCAGAUAUCAAUCGAGAAUGUGCUUAUGAUUUUUGUCAAGAAUGUUAUUCGAAACGAAAUACACAUCACCAUGAACUAAUCAAAUUUUGGUCACCAAAGAAAACAUAUUCCAUUGAACAGAUGUUUGUUCAAAGUGAAUUGAUAGAUCAUAAUGAUGAGUGUAUAACAAUCAAAUCGUUAGAGAAUAAAUACAUAGGCCUUUAUUUUAUUGCAGAAUUAACAGAAAUUUAUCGAAAAGCUAUGAAGUUCAAUCUACCAUUUGGUGUAAUCUUCAUUUCUGCUGAUGAUAAUCAAACAACCUUUGAUACACAAUAUGAAGGAAUGCCUUGGAAAGCAUUAUCAUUUGAUAAUUAUAUAACACAACUACUAUUAAAAACUCAUUUUUCUGUGAGCCGAAUUCCAACAUUGAUCAUUGUCAAACCUACAGGUGAAUUACUGACAAAAUCAGGUCGAAAAGAUAUUGAGAAUAAAACAAUUGAAGCUAUUCAGACUUGGUGUAAAGGUGAAAAAGUUAGACUAAAAUCAGAAGAAUUUGUUUGA